Messenger RNA from Coniophora puteana RWD-64-598 SS2, 1143 nucleotides. RefSeq names its product ARF SAR. Bases 139 to 687 code for a protein of 182 amino acids. Gene Ontology annotation, cellular component: cytoplasm. The transcript is spliced from 6 exons. The record is from RefSeq and is a predicted model, not a curated record. Lineage: Eukaryota; Fungi; Basidiomycota; Agaricomycetes; Boletales; Coniophoraceae. Gene Ontology annotation, molecular function: GTP binding; GTPase activity. Gene Ontology annotation, biological process: intracellular protein transport; vesicle-mediated transport.
CCUCUUCCUCCUCCUCCUCCUCUUCCCAACGCAACACCCGUCGCUUCCGAGCGCCCCCUCACCGGCUCCUACGUUCCUUACCUUCACACCACCACACCGAAUUUUAACGUACACCCAUCACAUUCUGAUUUAGCAACCAUGGGUGCCAAUCUGUCGAAAGCGCUUGGCAAGCUCUUCGGGAGCAAGGAGAUGCGGUUGCUCAUGCUCGGUCUUGACGCCGCCGGCAAGACGACUAUCCUCUACAAGCUGAAGCUGAACCAGUCCGUUACCACUAUUCCAACGGUCGGGUUCAACGUCGAGACGGUCACGUACAAGAACGUCAAGUUCAACGUCUGGGAUGUCGGCGGGCAGGACAAGAUCCGGCCUCUCUGGCGGCACUACUACACCGGCACGCAGGGUCUCGUCUUCGUCGUCGACAGUCAAGACCGCGAGCGCGUUGACGAGGCCAAGCAGGAGCUGCACCGCAUCCUGAGCGACAGGGAGAUGAAGGAGUGCUUGCUGCUUGUGUUCGCGAACAAGCAGGAUCUGCCUGGUGCCAUGUCGCCUGCUGAAGUGACCGAGAAGCUGGGCCUCCACCGGAUGCGCGACCGGUCGUGGUACGUCCACCCGAGUUGCGCCACCACUGGCGAGGGUCUCUUCGAGGGCUUGCAGUGGCUCGCCCAGAACGUCCGCAAGCGCCAGCCAUGAGGAACCAACGGGACACCGUCAAUACUAUCUCUUCACGUUUUCCCUGCUUUUCUGGCUCAAUUCGGACUUUCCUCAUCGCCUUGCCUGAUAAGACUACGUACUGUCUUCGCUUCCAAUACCCCUAUGCAUACUACCUUCGGCUUCUCAUGAUUCCAGCCAAGAAGAGACGUAUGGUAGACCAGCUCUCCCAACUAGUAUCAUGAUCAUCUCAACUUCGACGAGAUACACAAUCCUCAUCCCCGCACCUGAUUUUUCGGAUCUGACGUCGUUUUCUUUUCAUACUUUUUUGUGUUAUUUUCACUUUUGUCUUCUGUCUAUCACUUUCUUUUGACCUGGCAAAUGGAGAUGGCCGCGAUGAGGAUGAGAGCGGUUUAAUCUUGAGUACGGUUUACUCAACGUCCGGUUAAUACUAGCACGCACACUGUUCCAAUAUCAUUCGUCAGACCCGCCGAUCAC